AUGCCUCUCCCCGGCAAUACGUCCAGGCAUGUCUGCUUGGACAACUCCCACGCACCGCGUCGUCGCGGUAAAGGCGUCCUCACCACAACCACAACAACCACAAUCACCGCCACCACUUCCUCAUCCACCGCUGCCAACCCACCCUCGACCACGCGCCCUCCGCCCCUCGAGCUCCCAACCCGCGGGCCCGACACGAGCACCUUCAAGCACCUCUUCGCCACAGGCAAGGCCUACCUCACCUUCUACAAGACAGGUCUGCGAAACAUCUACCUCAACACCCGCCUCGUCUGGUCCCUAGACACAGCCUCCGGCAUCCCGCGCUCUGACACCUCGAGCAGCGCCACCACCCCGGCCACCAUCCGCGCCGUCGGCACCACCACCCGCUCGACCCUCCUCCUGCACCGCCGCUGGCGCCACGACGUCCGCCGCCUGCCCCUCUUCGCCCUCGUCCUGCUCGUCUGCGGCGAGCUCACCCCAUUCAUCGUCCUCGGCUUCCCCGGCGUCGUGCCCUUGACCUGCCGCAUCCCGCGCCAGGUUGAAUUGCUGCGCCGCCGCGCCGAGACGAGGCGCGCCACCUCGGCCGCACGGCUGCACGAUGAGGAGGAAGGGGAGGAGGAAGAGGACGAGGAGAAGGUGCGCUCCGCCGCCCUCGACCCGGCGCGCGCUGCGUCGCACAUUGCACGGUCGCUCGGCCUCGUCUCUCCGCUGUGGGACCGCCUCGCCCUCCCCGACGCGGCGGUCGCCUUUCUCGCGCGCCGUAGGCUGCACGGCCACCUGGCGUUCCUGGCAGAGGACGACGCGCUGCUCGCACAGGCGGGCGGCGCUGCCGUGCUGGAGGGCGAGGAGGUGAGGCUGGCGUGCGAGGAUCGGGGCCUCGACGUGCUGGGGCGGGACGUUGAGGAUGCUAGGGAGGAUUUGCGGCAGUGGCUGGCGGUGACGAGGGCGGCAGGUGAUUCUUCCGAGGCACGUCCUCGAAAUAUCUCGACGAGUAUGGUAAAGCCGUAA
Molecule: messenger RNA, 1005 nt
Organism: Cryphonectria parasitica EP155
Lineage: Eukaryota; Fungi; Ascomycota; Sordariomycetes; Diaporthales; Cryphonectriaceae
Exons: 3
Coding region: 1-1005 (334 amino acids)
Biological process (GO): intracellular monoatomic cation homeostasis
Cellular component (GO): mitochondrial inner membrane
Molecular function (GO): ribosome binding
Source: RefSeq, a predicted model, not a curated record